AUGGGGGAAAACAACAAUAGCAGCCCACCCAACAGCAUUGUUUAUGAACCUAAAGAAGUUCUGUAUCCGACUUUCAAAGUAACAAAUUGUUGCAUGGCCAUAGGAAAACAAACUUCUUGGGAGAAGUAUGUGACCCGACUUGUCUGCCAGCAGCCCAGUCCAGCUAUGUCAAGGAAUCCAGAUCACGCUCACGCACAUGUGCGCUUGCACACGCGGCGUGGGAAGACUGCUCUGAGUUGCCGGAGAUGGUUUUACAAAUUCAGUGCCAGUCUCUUGAACCGCGCAGGUCCCAGUGCGCCUUGUCAGCCCAAAGAGAACGCUGGCCAGAACCACCCUCAGCCGGAAGAGAUCCAGACACUGACCAUGCAGCUGCGACACAUCGGGGACAGUGUCAAUCACAGGGUGAUUCAAGAGCAUCUUCCACAGGAAGUCGGGGAUGCGCUGGUUCCCUUUGUGGCGCGGAUGUUCCUGAGAGGCCAGAUGCUGCUGCGGUUUUUCUGGAACAACCAUUUGCUGUGAAGGACAAGCUCCGCCCUU
This is a messenger RNA of Apodemus sylvaticus (European woodmouse), 537 nucleotides long. RefSeq names its product peroxisomal testis enriched protein 1 (gene Pxt1). Gene Ontology annotation, biological process: positive regulation of apoptotic process. NCBI's taxonomy places the organism in Eukaryota, Metazoa, Chordata, Mammalia, Rodentia, Muridae. The record is from RefSeq and is a predicted model, not a curated record. Gene Ontology annotation, cellular component: nucleus; peroxisome.